CUCUUUUGAGAGUGACGCCUGGAGGUCGCUAAGUGUAGACUCUUUAUAAUCUCCAGACGACACCUGAUAAGGAAGUCAUCGCAGUAAGAAUAUUGAACUUUCAGUAGAUAAGGAAUUACAGAACGACUGCACGCAGCGUAUCGACUGUAUACCAGCUAAAUACGUUAUGCUGGUCCUAGUCCUUCUUGGUGCCUUUUCUUUUUCGCCUAGCAUGUCAAUAGAACUGGGUUACUCAAAACAGAGAGCACCAAUCAGUGAGGAUAUGUUCCAUUUGGGGAACAAUAUGGAGAGUCUUUAUCAGACAGUGCGUUUCCUUGUUGACCGAAAUAACGAUUUAGAGUCCAGGAUGAGGAGGUUGGAGAAUCGAAAUAACGAUUUAGAGUCCAGGAUGAGGAGGUUGGAGAAUCAAUAUUUGACAGACGUGAAAAAACUCAACCAAGAUUUUCACGAUAGUUUAAGAAAACAUAAAAAUCGCAUUGCUGUAUUGGAAAAGGGAUUGCGCAAACAGACAGAACUUGCAAUGAAACUAAAGAAAGACAACAGCCAGCUCGAAGUGGUGGGAGAUGGUUUCCCAGAUACAGAGGGGAAAGACACCUAUCCGAUGGAGAAGCGGAACACACAGGAACAACAUUCAAAGAGACUACUAGCAGGAAUUCAACCACAGACGACUUCGAUUAUAGCUUUCUAUGCUUACAUGUCCACCAGUCACAAAGAACAAGGACAGCAUACACUCGUAUUUGACACCGUGAAGUCCAAUGUUGGUCAAGCUUACCAUCCGGGUUCAGGAGUGUUCGCCGUUCCUCAGUCGGGUGUCUAUGUGUUUACGUGGACAGUCAUACAUGAUGGAGCAGCAGAUCUGUCGGUCAUCUUGAUGGUAAAUUCUGCCGCGGUUGGAGCUGCAUACGCUAAUUCAAGAGACGGCGACCAGGUGACUGGCAUGGUUGUUGUGGACGUCAACCAAGGUGACCAUGUUUACGUUCGAACAUACGCCUCCUGGAGUAGUGGGGACAUAAAGAGUGAUUCGUCUGGUCGAUCGUCAUUUGCUGGAUGGAAACUCAAUUAAAAUAUGAGUAAGACCAUGUGAUAUAAUUUUACAGACUUUGUCAAAUCGAUAUAACGUGAAGAAUAUUUCAAAUGAUGGUUUAUACGACACUGAAAUAGCAGACAAAAUUCGUAAUUUUGUUCACAAUUAUCUCAAAAUUAUCAAAUCGUUGAGAUAUUCUAAAUUCAAAUUUAAUCAAUGCAUGACAAGAAUGAUUUCCUUUUCAGUUUUUUUUUAACCUAUAAACUUUUUCCACACUAGGAGUGUUGAAUUGUAGCAAUACAUAUAAUAAAAUUAAGAAAUGUU
Molecule: messenger RNA, 1348 nt
Organism: Ostrea edulis (European flat oyster)
Lineage: Eukaryota; Metazoa; Mollusca; Bivalvia; Ostreida; Ostreidae
Product: complement C1q tumor necrosis factor-related protein 3-like
Exons: 2
Coding region: 167-1063 (298 amino acids)
Molecular function (GO): protein binding
Source: RefSeq, a predicted model, not a curated record